This is a messenger RNA of Anguilla rostrata (American eel), 5062 nucleotides long. RefSeq names its product RNA binding motif protein 26 (gene rbm26). Gene Ontology annotation, molecular function: metal ion binding; RNA binding. The transcript has 23 exons. NCBI's taxonomy places the organism in Eukaryota, Metazoa, Chordata, Actinopteri, Anguilliformes, Anguillidae. Gene Ontology annotation, biological process: mRNA processing. The record is from RefSeq and is a predicted model, not a curated record. Gene Ontology annotation, cellular component: nucleus. The coding region runs from base 593 to 3610 and encodes 1005 amino acids.
UUGAACUUUUCCAAAUGUAGUCCCCCAUGGGACCACAGUUAUGUAAUUUAAGGUUUUGUACAGUAUCUCAUUGGAAUGAAAAGGCUGCAACACCAUCUUCUGAUUGGAUCGCUGUAAACCGGUUUCGUUCAGUUGCACUGUGGUCGUAGCGCGCUAAAAAAAACGUCGCUAGAAAUGUGGACGUCGCUUUAGAAGAGGUAUCUGGAAUAUAAUCUCGCGAUUUCUUGAAACGAGAGUAAAUAGUCGCCAUUUUUACGGAGAGAGGGUGGAAGAAACGCGCAAAGGAGAGUCUCGUACAGUUAAGCUAGUUAGCUUACUAGCUACUUAUUUUGAACUGAACCUGAAUAAAAAACUUAUUUAUGACCAUUUUGCAGUUUUUUUGUUUCGUUUUAAACCACACGAUAAUCGAAGAAGCAAAACGCCUGAUCCGCAGCAAGCACGCCGUCAGGCCUUGGGGAAUAUAGCUAACCAGGCACAUUGCAUGUACUUAGCUAGCUAGCCAGGUUGCUGCUGAUCGAGUGGGAAACCUCGCCGAUUCGCUGAUUUUUCCUCCCUGGAAAGCUACAAUUUUGAGGAUUGGCUACGUUCUAAAAUGAUCAUAGAAAACCUUGAUGCCUUGAAGUCGUGGCUUUCAAAGACCCUCGAACCCAUAUGUGAUGCGGAUCCUUCUGCCCUUGCAAAGUAUGUGGUUGCCUUAGUGAAAAAGGACAAAACCGAGAAGGAACUGAAAGCACUAUGCAUUGACCAGUUGGAUGUAUUUCUUCAGAAAGAGACGCAGACCUUUGUCGACAGGCUUUUCGACGCUGUGAACUCAAAGAGCUAUCUACCUCAGUUCGAGCAGCCCACAUCCACUGGAAGGACAGAACUUCACCAGAGGCAGGAUAAAGACGACCUGAAAAAAGAUGAGCCAAACAAAGAGGAUGAGAGGGAGAAGAAGUUCUCAAGAAGGGUGAACCACAGCCCCCCCCAGUCCAGCUCGCGAUACAGAGACAACCGACGAGGGGAUGACCGCAAGAAAGACGACCGCUCCAGAAAGAGGGACUACGACCGGAACCCACCAAGGCGGGACUCGUACCGAGACCGCUACAACCGCAGGCGCGGUCGCAGCCGCAGCUACAGCCGCAGCCGAAGUCGCAGCUGGAGCAAGGACCGCCCGCGUGACCGGGAACGUGACCGGGAGAGAGACCGCGACAGAGAUCGCACCAGGAGCCGGUCCAGGAGCCAGAGCAGGACCAGGAGUGAAAAGGACGCUGGGAAGCCCAAGUAUGAGCACGAGCGGGCGGAGCGGUGCGAGCCGGUGGAGAGCUACACUCCGGCGCCCCUGGUGGCCGGUGCCGUGUCCAGCCACUUCCCCGUGCCCACGCUCAGCAGCACCAUCACCGUCAUAGCGCCCACUCACCACGGCAACAGCACCACCGAGAGCUGGUCGCAGUUCCACGAGGACCACCCGCUGGAGCACGGCUCGUACGGGAGGGGACCUCCCCAGCGCAAGCGCUGCCGUGACUACGACGAGAAAGGCUUCUGCAUGCGCGGGGACAUGUGUCCAUUCGACCACGGGAGCGACCCCGUGGUGGUGGAGGACGUCAACCUUCCCAGCAUCCUCCCCUUUCAGGCCCAGCCCCAUCCCGUGGUGGACGGCCCGCCCCCUCCUGGGCUCCCUCCCCCUCCUCCUCUGAUGACGCCCCCGCCCGUCAAUCUGCGCCCUCCCGUGCCCCCGCCAGGCACCAUGCCCCCUAGCCUCCCGCCCGUCGCAGGCCCGCCUCCGCCCCUCCCGCCCCUGCAGCCCUCUGGAAUGGAUGCCCCGCCCAACUCCAUUACCAGCUCUGUGCCAACCAUCGUCACGUCAGGGGUGCACCUGCCCCCUCCCCAAGCCCCGCCUCCUCUCCUCACGUCAGACACGUACGAGCACGACGUGUACAACCCCGAAGCGCCGAGCAUAACCAGCAGCGCCCGCCCCAUGUACCGGCACCGGGUGCACGCCCAGCGGCCCAACCUCAUCGGCCUGACCAUGGGCGAAGACCUGCCCCCCCGAGAAAAGCCCAUGAGCAACAACAACAUGAGGAUAGUGGUGGAGUCUGACCCCCGGAAACGGCCCGGGGGCCACCUCGACGGAGGGGGCCCCCCAAAGAAGCCCUGGUUUGACAAGCACUGUUUCAAUAAGCCCAACCACCAGGGGUUUCACAAGAAGAUGGCGCCUCUGAACGCCAAGCUGGACGUGUGGCAGAUCCCCGCCGAGCUGAACAACAUCAGCAAGCUCAACGAACACUUCAGCAAGUUUGGAACCAUCGUCAACCUGCAGGUGGCGUACCGGAACGACCCCGAGGCGGCGCUCAUCCAGUUCUCCACACACGAGGAGGCCAAGCGGGCCAUCCUGAGCACCGAGGCCGUGCUCAACAACCGCUUCAUCAAGGUGUACUGGCACCGGCAGGACCUACCGCCGCAGGCCCCGCUGCAGACGGGCCUGCAGUCGGCCCCGCAGGCCCCCGUGGCCACCCUGAAGCAGUCAGUGAAGGACCGCCUGGGCCCCAUUCCCUGCAGCGACCCCGAACCCUCACAGGACCCCAGCGUGACUGCUACGAACACGGCAAAAAUGUCGGUGAAAGACCGAUUGGGACUUCCCCCAAAGCCCUCAGUUCCCGGAGGAAAGGUGUUUUCCACGUCCACGGGUCUGACGAAAACCGUGUACAACCCAGCGGCACUGAAAGCGGCCCAGAAGAGCCUGCCCUUCUCCAACACCGCCUUCACUGAGGAGGCUCUGAAGAAGAAGCAGGAGGCUCUGAAGCUUCAGCAGGACGUCCGGAAAAAGAAGCAGGAAAUUCUGGAAAAACACAUCGAGACGCAGAAGCUGCUGAUCUCCAAACUAGAGAAGAACAAAUCCAUAAAGCCUGAGGACAAAGCUAAAGUGAUGGAGACUCUGACCAUGCUGACGAAGAACAUAACCAAACUGCAGGCCGAAAUCAAGGCCGUCUCCAGCGGAAACGCUCAGAAGGUGGUGAAGAGCAAAGCUCAGGCGCAGAAGGAGCUGCUGGACACAGAGCUGGAUCUGUAUAAGAAGAUGCAGGCUGGAGAGGACAUCGCUCAGCUGAGGAUUAAAUACACUCAGCUGCAGCUGGAGGCCGCCAAGCGAGGGAUUCUGGCCUCGGGACGUGGGCGGGGUGGCCACGCCCGGGGCCGUGGGUCUCAUCGCAGCAGGGGGCGGGGCGGGAGAGGGCGGGGCAGGGGGGCCCACACCCACGCCGUCGUCGACCACCGACCGCGGGCGCUGGACAUCUCGGGGUUCACGGAGUCGGACAGAGUGGACCUGCUCCCUCACUUUGCACAAUUUGGUGAAAUUGAAGAUUACCAGAUUGAGGAGUCCAGUCAGACCGCGGUCAUCACCUUCAGCACCAGGGCGGAGGCGGAGCUGGCUGCGGUUCAUGGGAUGAAGCUGAAUAAUCAGGAGCUCAAGCUGGCCUGGCACAAACCUGCUGUCCCUCUCAGCACUGCGGACCCUGAUGAGGCCGAGCCUGAGGAAGAGGAGUUCCCUGAGCAGUCCCUGGUUGAUGACGCCCUGCUGCAGGACGACGACGAAGAGGACGACGACAACGAGCCGCGGUCCUGGCGGAGAUGAAGAGGACCACCGCUCGCACGAUUUACUUUACUUUUCAAAAUGGUUGUUUUUAACAGCGAGUUUCAUUUUGAGUAAACCUUAACAUUUAAUACUGUUUUGCAAAGCAAGUACUACUAAGUGUACCGAGUGUGAGUUUAAGUGUAAAUACUGCAGGAGUAUUAGAGCUUUUUACAUGAUGCUCAGUAGCCUUGAAUGGCUGCUCAUUCAGUUUUUCAGUUUUUUUUUUCUUUUUUCCUUUUAAUUUGGUCUAAUACAUUUGACCAGAUUUAUUUUAUUGAGACAUGGUUCCAUACUAUGGAAUGGAUAUAUGUUGAUAACCCUAAUGAAUGUGUGAAGUUUAGAGACAACCAUGAGACUCUUUGAGUAAAGUUGCAAAGUAGGCUUUACUGUGUAUAAUUAGCCUUUUGGUAGUUGCUUUUGUGUACAUAUUUUAUGUAUGAAUUUUAAUGAUUUGUAUGAUGGCUUUGCUUCGAUCCUUUCUGCCUUUAUUUUGAAAUGUAACAAUAAAGAAUUGAAAUGGUCUGAAUAUGAACUGCAAACAAAAAAGUAAAAAAAAAAAAAAAGAAAUUUGAAAAAAAAAAACAUUGGAAAAAGACAAGGCAAAAAGAGGGAAAAAAACACUCUUCCCAAAAAAAAAUGCAGAAAAAAAUAAAGACCAUUUCAAAACCCCCACCCCCCAUUCCACAAAAAGAGCAAAAAUCCAUUUGCCCCCUCCCUUGAAGUGUGUCUGUGUGUGCGUGUGAAUGUGUGUGUGUACGCGUGUGUGUGUACGCGUAUAUGUAUGUGUUGGUGGGUGUGCAUGUGCGUGUGUGUGUGUAUGCGUAUAUGUAUGUGUGGGUGGGUGUGCGUGCGCCAGGAGUGGGGAAAGCUCCCAAUGGUACAACGGUAAGGACAUGAUGUUUACAUUUCUGCUGUGUGAAAAAUGGCUUCAGGUCCACAUUAGGGCCCUGACCACGGUAUGUUACUAAAGGUAAAUAUGUGGAGUAGUGAGAGAAUGUGUGUGUGUAUAUGUAUAAUCUAAUAUUAGGAUGGAUGUACACCUGUAUUUACUAACAAUGGAGUGUUUGAAGACGUGUAGAUUGAGUUUGUGAUUUCAGGAAUUCUAUGUUACAGUCAUUUUUCCUCUCUACAGAUCAGCAGCACGUUUGUGGCCAGGAGAAAUCGUCAGGAGUAGGACGUGCUGUCUAUGCGUUAAGGAUGUUCCAUGUCGGCACCAGCCAAAAGGCACUUCCUGUCUGAACACUGGAGCUCUGUUGAGGAGGAUGACCCCAGAAGAGUUGGAUGAAAAGAGAGAUAUCCAUCUGUGUGAAGUCAAGAAUAUUAAUACAACAUUUUUGUAUGUUCCUGCUUGUCGCUAUUCAUGACACUUGAUAAGAUUUAAGGCAUUGGCCAUAAUGACAUUGCAAAACAAAUUGUAUUUCAACUAUGUUUCAAGUAAAAUAACUUAAUUGA